UGGCAAUCCUUGUCCACUUGAACUGGCCAAUCUCAGCUCGUAUUUCCCUCCACAUCCAGAUUCUUCUUCACCUAUAACUUCCUCCGAGCAGUUCUCCGUCUCGAGCAUAUUCGAUAAGCCUUUGCUUCUUGAAAGUAUUGAUCAUGUCAUCGACGGGAGAGGCUGCAGAAGUGAAAGUUCCGGCGGAGGAUGUCGCUCCUGUGGAGGUUCCGGCUACGGAGGAGCCGAAGGAGGUAGAGAAGCCGGUGAAGGAGAAGAAACCUAGAGCGACGAGGGAGAAGAAGCCUAGACAGUCUAAAGUUGCUUCACAUCCACCGUAUUUUCAGAUGAUCAAUGAAGCAAUCUCGUCACUCAACGAGAAGAAUGGAUCGAGUCCGUACGCCAUAGCGAAAUACAUGGAGGAAAAACACAAGGCGGUUCUUCCAGCGAAUUUCAGGAAAAUCUUGGCUCUUCAAUUGAAGAAUUCCACAGCUAAAGGAAAAUUAACGAAGAUCAAGGCGUCGUAUAAGCUAUCCGAAACAGGAAAGAAAAAAGACAUGAACGCAACGAAAGUCGCAAAAGCGAACGCGGAGAAGAAAACAAAACAGGCAAGAACGACGAGAACUACUGGAAGGAAGAGGAAGGCGGUGAAGACGGAGGAGGCGGUGAGUAAGGCGGUGAAGAAGGUUGUUGCAAAGAAACCGAAAAGGUCUACCCCGGCGAAGCCGAAACAGCCGAAAUCAAUUAAGUCUCCUGCAGCGAAGAGGGCUAAAAAAGCGGUUGUGUGAAUGUAGAGUAGAGUUUAAACAAAGUUUGUGUUUGAAUCCUCUUCUGUGAAUAUCUUGGUUACGAAUUACGAUCAUGUCGUAGUGUGUAAAUUCUGGGAUCUUGUGAUCUAUUUCAGUGUUUUUGCUUCAUCUGCAAUGAGAAUAAAUCCUUUCUUAUGAAUUUCAA
Cucumis sativus (cucumber) is the source of this 933-nucleotide messenger RNA. Its product is annotated as histone H1. The record is from RefSeq and is a predicted model, not a curated record. The coding region runs from base 144 to 767 and encodes 207 amino acids. NCBI's taxonomy places the organism in Eukaryota, Viridiplantae, Streptophyta, Magnoliopsida, Cucurbitales, Cucurbitaceae. Gene Ontology annotation, cellular component: nucleus; nucleosome. Gene Ontology annotation, biological process: nucleosome assembly; negative regulation of DNA recombination; chromosome condensation. The transcript has 2 exons. Gene Ontology annotation, molecular function: structural constituent of chromatin; nucleosomal DNA binding; double-stranded DNA binding.